GCCCCCGCAGGGCGACCGAAGCCCGGCAGGGGGAAGGGGAAGGGGAAGGCAAGCCCGAGUGCAAGUGCAGGGGGGCACUAGUCUCUCACGCACUGAGACUCUGGGCGGACGGAUCGACCGCAUCGACAUCGGAUUCUCGAGAGCGCAAUUCGGGCGCAGCGUCGAGCGCGGAUCUGAUCCGGGACGGCCUCUGUGGGUCACAGGGCCCCCUCUCUCGCAAUGGCCGUCGACUUAGAAAUGCUCAACAAGUAUGUCGCUGUGGCUGAAGAGGCUGCGGUCAUGGCUGGAAAGUUGAUUCAGGUCAGCUUCUACAAACAUAAAACGGUGGAACACAAGGGAAAGGUCGAUUUAGUAACCGAAACCGACAAAGCUUGCGAGAAGAUAAUAUUCGACCAUCUGUCGAAGGCAUUUCCUACCCACAAGCUUCUGGGGGAAGAGGAAUCAUCAUUGAGCGGGAAGAUUAACGCCAUCACAGAUGAACCGACUUGGAUUGUGGAUCCUUUAGACGGAACCACCAAUUUUGUUCACAGCUUUCCCUUCGUUUGCGUAUCGAUCGGACUCACCAUCGGAAAGGUUCCUGUCGUCGGAGUUGUGUACAAUCCAAUUCUCGAUGAGUUGUACACUGCCACAAAGGGAGGUGGAGCAUUUCUGAACGGGCAGCUCAUCAUGGCCUCUGAUCAGACGGACAUUGGAAACGCUCUGCUCGCCACAGAAGUCGGCACGGCGCGGGACGUCCAGACGGUAGACGAAUCGACGAAUAGGAUAAACGCAGCGCUUUUCAAGGUUCGAUCGCUCCGAAUGUCCGGCUCUUGCGCCAUGAAUCUGUGCGGAGUAGCGUGCGGGAGGUUGGACAUCUUCUACGAAAUCGGGUUCGGGGGUCCGUGGGACGUAGCCGCCGGAGUGCUCAUCGUGCAAGAAGCCGGCGGACUCGUCUUCGAUCCAUCCGGAAGCCCAUUCGAUAUCAUGUCGCAUCGAGUGUGCUCGACCAACAGCCAUUUGAAGGAAGCUGUGGUGGACGUCUUCAGAGGGCACUGCUAGAGCUUCGUCCUCACGUUUUCGUAGCCUUCGGAGGUUCAUCGUCCACGUAAAGUAGAGAUUCUCUUCUGCACUCUCUUCCUGCUGUUCGAGAGCUGAGCUGAGCUGAGCGAGAUGCUGCUCCCGUGUGCUCUCUCUCUCUCUCUCUCUCGACCCAAUCAAUCGUCAUCCAGGACGUCGAGGACUAGUUGCGCCACCAUAGCUGGCGGAUGGCACACGACGCGGCACGAUGGUGUGCGCGACCGAUUGUGGGUUCCGCAGCUGUAGAAGAAGAUCAACAACGUAAUCAUGAAACGAAUAUUUGUUCACAAUUUUUCCAGCACGAUUAUAAUACAAUAUAAUCUGAGAGUUUCGAGUGCUUUCGUUCGCCAGCCUUGAGUGUCGUAAGUUAUUGGGCAGCAAAUAUUUUUCCUCUUCCGAUUCGAUCUUCGUAGCAUUUCCGUCUUUGCACCAAACUGCCCGCUCAGCACACGAUGUGCCAAGAAUUCGUCCACUUUUGCAUUUUAGUGAGAAACUAGUUGUGUAGAAAUUUACCGUGUAACUCGUAUAUGUAUCAUGAUUCAUGAUUCACGAUACAUCUAGUACUUGGCCCAAUUUCCGCUCAUAACCAGAAAAGGAUUAUCCAGGUCUAUUACUGUGAUGUCAUGUUUCCUAAUCUGAAUUAUUCACUGAACCUUUGACGGAAUAAUUAAAACGUGAAUUACUGCAUCUCCCACUUAAUGUACGUCCUCUCCGACCGAUCAACAGGUCGGGAAUGUUCGAUGGCUUGUCCUUUUCAAACGACAUGAGAGCCGCAGUAUAUUGUAAGAGGCUAGAAGAGGAAGGUAACGUAGCCAAACUAUCAACAUGUUGUCCACACGUGAAAACACUGGCAACGUACGACUACAAUCCAUGAUCUGAAAAAAUCUGUGAUGGAUUUGUCUGUUUGAGUCCUGCCUUGUGUACGCCCUCGAGUGAGCCAACGUGAUACUUCAUCGAGUAUGGCAUCGGACAGAUGGCGACGAGUAAAUUCCUCAUCCGAGUCAAUUCACUGUGCACAUCGAAAAACUCAUCACUCCUAGUAUCUCCCAUGCUUUAUGUAAAGGUGACAUGCUGCGCCCUGCUUUCCAUCGAGGACGACCAGGCGGGGAAAGACACCAUGGGAUCCUCCUGGCUCGUGCAGUACAGCUUCUCUUGACCACCCCGAGUCUGGGAAGGAUCCAGCUCAAGAAGAGAGGAGAGGACAGGCUCAGCCCGACCCAAGAUCUUUUUUCUCCA
Marchantia polymorpha subsp. ruderalis is the source of this 2292-nucleotide messenger RNA. The record is from the annotation of a GenBank genome assembly. Lineage: Eukaryota; Viridiplantae; Streptophyta; Marchantiopsida; Marchantiales; Marchantiaceae.